Molecule: messenger RNA, 3941 nt
Organism: Monopterus albus (swamp eel)
Lineage: Eukaryota; Metazoa; Chordata; Actinopteri; Synbranchiformes; Synbranchidae
Product: dixin-like
Exons: 20
Coding region: 312-2213 (633 amino acids)
Biological process (GO): canonical Wnt signaling pathway
Cellular component (GO): cytosol
Molecular function (GO): protein binding
Source: RefSeq, a predicted model, not a curated record
CAAGUUUUGUUUCGCCCAGCCCUAUAAAAUGAAGCGUUAAAAUAUGAAUUCCGGAAGUGUGAAUAUAGUUUUUUUUUUAUUUUGAAAUCCACCAUAGGAUGUUUGUACAUCAGUAUGGGUUGGAGACUUGACACCGGUCUUCCAGACAGAGUAACGGUAGCUGUUGUCUCAGUUUGUUGAUGUCUGCUGCAGUCGAUCGGUAGAUAUAGACGGGGUUCUGCUCAUUGUUUCAGGCGAGUCGUGUGUCAGUAAAUGAAGCUAGCCAGCCAGCCAGCUAGCUAGCUAGCUUACAUGGGUUUUCGAGUUAAAAGAUGAUCGCCUCACUGUCUAGAGGAAGUUUGCUGGAUGAGGUUCUUCACGGGGGCUUUAACGAGCAGCAGCUGGCAGCAUAUGUUUCCUGGGUGAACUCUCAGCUGAAGAGGAAAGCAGGCCUAAAGCCUAUCACAGACCUCAGACGUGACCUGCAGGAUGGUGUGGUCCUCACACAACUAAUAGAGAUAGUUGCUGGGGAGGUGCUGGACGGAGUGUAUGUGGCUCCACAAAACAAAGAGGAAAGCAGGAAGAAUGUGGAACAAGUCUUGCAGUUUAUUUCCUCCAGACAUAUACGUAUGUCACACAUAUCGGCCAGAGACAUUGUUGAUGGUAACCUGAAGGCUGUAAUGAGGGUAAUUCUGGCCCUGGCUGCCCAUUUCAAACCUUCAGCCAAUCAUAAGACUGCUGCUGGAAGCGGGAGGAGCUCGACAAGGGGCCAUGCCAUCCACAACCCUUUUACCACUGUUGCACUAGCACAAGAUGCCGCUGCUGCACUGGCUUCAGCACGGCUUGAUGCCUCACAGCCUGCACGUGUCACACAUAGCCACGGUGGCUGUGGACUGGAUGUGGAAAAGAGUGUGUGUGUUCGUGCAUUGGUUGAGCAAUAUGAAAGAGGAGCUCCAGAUGAGCAGGACAGUCAUCUGCCUAACAGCUCUGUCAGUCCUCUGUCCUCUUCUGGAGCUCCACCCAGCAGCCAGUCAUACAGACAGCAGGAAGAUCAUCAACAGCGGGAGAGCUACGGUGAUGUCGUAGUGGAGACGGCAUGGGAGGAUUCUCUUAGUGAAACUUUGGAGAAGGAGGUGCAUGAGACACGUAAAAUGGUGUCUGCUUUACAGGCCCUGUUGCUGCAUGGUUCAGUGCCUGAGGAUGAGCAGGAUGUAUCUUUGACUUUCGACCAAGGCAGUGCUGAACAGCAGAUGGUAGUCAUUCGCAGUCGUUUGGAUCAGAGUAUGGAAGAGGCUCUGGAACUGAAGAGGGAGCUGCUGCGCUGUAAGGAGGAGAUGAGAAACCUGCAGGGAAUCAAAGAUGCCCAGCAGCAGCGGCUGUGCACUCAGGAAGCAUCAAUACUGCAUUUGAAGCAAGAGCUUCUCAGAGUCAACAUGACGAAACAUGAACUCAACAACCAGAAUGCAGAUCUACAGUGGAAGCUGGAGGAAGGUAACCGGCUGUGGGGAGAAUGCAAGAAGGAGAUGGGACAGAAGGACAGACUGCUGCAGCAACUCAAACAGAAGUUUGAAGAAAGCCAAAAACAGCAGAGUGACAUGCACAGAGAGUUGGUGCAUAAAAACAGCAUGCUGCAGGAGCUCAUUAAAAGAGGUCUGCAACAGAUUCCCACGGGCACAGAAAACAAUGGAUAUUCUUACGCUGGAAAUCCAGCACCCUCUAUGUCAGGAGCAGAGGAGGUUCAGAUACUCAGAGAUGCACUUAGGAGUUUGAGGAAUAACUUUAGAGACCACGACCCACAGCACCAUACACUGGACACCUUGGAGCAGGGCAUAGUGUCACUCAUUGACAGACUGCAUGUUCUGCAUACACACAAGGGAAGGGGGAAAUCUCCAGGACGCAAAGGUCAGCCCAUAGACUCUGACUCCUGGCCAUGUACACAAGCUUCUCAAUCCCACAGUGGUUCUUCUGCCUCUACUAAAAUUCUUUAUUUCACUGGAAAAUCCCCAACACCUUCCAUGAUUAUUAUACCGAAGAGGCUGGGUGAGGUGACGCUCAAGGAUGUUAAGGCAGCUGUGGAUCGAGAGGGAAACUACAGGUACCACUUCAAGGCCCUGGACCCCGAGUUUGGCACUGUGAAAGAAGAGGUAUUCCUGGAUGGAGCUAUUGUUCCAGGCUGGGAAGGAAAAAUAGUGGCAUGGGUAGAAGAGGACCGUGGUGAGGAAAGGCCAUUGUAGGUUCAAGCUAAGGGACCAUGGCACUUUUUGGGUUUGGUCCUAGUUGCUCUGAUCCCAGAGGCACAUCGAGACAACUGUUCAGAAUAGAGGCAAAAAUGGACACUUCAAUAUUCAAUUUGUUAGCAAAGAAAGACUUGUUAGCAAAAGAUUUGGGUUGCGUGGCUGGUACUAUACCACACUGAUAGCCUCGCUCACUUGUGAAGCUGUAAAUCUGUGACUGGUGUAUAGAAUAUACUAAAGCUCAGUGCCUUUCAAAGGAAAGCUGUUUUAUUGUGUGCUUAUUAUUGCUAGACUAACUGUAGCAUCAAAACUGGACUCAAAGGUAGUCAAAUAUUAUUUUGAAUGAUGUUUUUAUAAAAACACAGUAUAGUGUACUUGUUUUAUAGCUAGUUGAGGCACAAGUUUGUAUGAGGAUUUGGAAAACAUUUACAGUCAUUUCCAAGUGUUCAGUAUCACUUUUAAUUUAUUGGGCAUUAAUGCUAUAUUUAAAGAAAUACCACCAGAUUACAUGUUAUAUAAUGCCUGUCAAUCUGUAUUAUAAAUGUGAAGUGAAUAUACAGUAUUAUUUCAUAGCAAGAAAAAUCUGGUUUAGAAAUAAAUAUCACUUCUAUAAUGCGUAUGUAUUUCAAAACGACAGGAAAAGGGUCAGACCAGACUUGUACAAAAUUCAUUUUAUUUUCGUGUUGCACAAGGUUUGUCUAUAGUGUGACGUGCUGGAAAAUACACUGACCUGAUACCAGCUAAUAUUAGCUUAACUAUACUGUAUAAUACAACAGUAAAAAAUAACAAUAAGAUAAAAUAUCACAAUGACAUUGGAAUAUUUUUCAAAGUUAUCAGGGGUAGACCCAAAUAUAUAUGUGGGCCUAAGUGUGAGUUUGUAGCUCACCAGCAUGUAAACAGGACUCACCUGUAGCAACAGCAUUUCCCCAGUUGGGCCUAAAUACGGAGUGCAGCCACAAAAAAAGCAGUGUGUGGCUCAUUUUUACACAUCAUAAACAGUUGGAUUAUUAUUACUGUAUGGUUUAUUAUUUCAUCGAGCUAGGGGUUCAAUUGACUUUUUACAUGUUUUUCAAAUGUGCCACUCCUCUCUGAGUCUGUGCCCCAGCCUGGCCACCCUACCCAAUAUUUUCUAGAUCUGUCCUGGCCGAUGCUGAACUGCUGCCUUUGAAUAGAGACGAUACUGCAACCUCAUUGUUCAUGUAGAAAUACAGAUCCACAGUUAUUUUAUGUUAUAAAACUGUUUUGUGUAGUUGCAUAAAAUAUUUCCACCAUAUCCUUAAAUUUUUGAAGUUUAUGAGCCUUUUUGUUCAGGGAUUCUGGUGAGGUGAGAAUGCAUCCUGUUAAAAAUAUGCAAUGUGAACUGGACUUAAAGUGAACCUUUGCCCUGGAAUAGUAGGCAAACUCAUUAUUUAUAGUGUGUGGGUGGGUGCAUGUGUAUCUGUGGACUGAAACUGGCAAUCACACAAAUGUUUUCCUUAACACUUCUUCUGUCUUCCCAUUUGGGAUCAAUGUAUUUGCCUUAACAUGCCAAGAGAAAUAUGCAUCAGUUUUACAUUUAACAGAGACUCAUUUGAUGCCAUAACUGACUGUACUGUAAAAUAUACAAUUUGCUGGUGAGAUGGUUAUUCAAUGUUUGUUUUUGUUUACUGAAUUGUUAUUUUAUUUUAUUUUUUACAAAAUAUGUAUAUGGGCUGUUAAAAAUAAAAGUGGCCUUUGUUGAAUCUUAGA